Molecule: messenger RNA, 1031 nt
Organism: Gloeophyllum trabeum ATCC 11539
Lineage: Eukaryota; Fungi; Basidiomycota; Agaricomycetes; Gloeophyllales; Gloeophyllaceae
Product: ATP ADP antiporter
Exons: 9
Coding region: 87-1031 (314 amino acids)
Biological process (GO): mitochondrial ADP transmembrane transport; mitochondrial ATP transmembrane transport
Cellular component (GO): mitochondrial inner membrane
Molecular function (GO): ATP:ADP antiporter activity
Source: RefSeq, a predicted model, not a curated record
GUUUGACUUGAUUCAAGCUUCGAUCUAAAUCCCCACUCGGUUUAUCUCCUUAUUUUCUUCUGUCAUCCUAGAGGCACCAAUCAGCCAUGGCGGAGUCAGGUAGUAACAAGAGCCAUGCAGAAAAUAAACAAAGCAACUUCAUGGUGGACUUCCUGAUGGGUGGCACCGCCGCAGCCAUCUCCAAGACAGCCGCAGCUCCCAUUGAGCGCGUCAAGCUGCUCAUGCAGAACCAGGGCGCGAUGCUCGCGAACGGGCGGCUCGACCGGCCCUACGCGGGCAUCCUCGACUGCUUCAAGCGGACGUACACCAACGAGGGUCUCUAUAGCUUCUGGCGUGGCAACAGCACGAACAUCAUCCGCUACUUCCCGACGCAGGCGCUCAACUUUGCGUUCAAGGACACGUUCAAAGCGAUGUUCGGGUUCAAACGCCAGGAGGGAUUCGCGCUCUGGGUGGCGGGCAAUGUCGCCAGCGGCGCCGCGGCCGGCGCAGCAUCAUCGGUUUUCGUCUAUUCACUUGACUAUGCGAGGACGCGCCUGGCAGCGGACGCCAAGUCGGGCGGGAAGCGGGAGUUCUCCGGUCUGCUCGAUGUGUACAAGAAGACGCUCAAAUCGGACGGAAUUGUGGGCCUGUACCGCGGGUUUAUCCCGAGUGUUAUGGGCAUCUGCGUGUACAGGGGGUUCUACUUCGGUGGCUAUGACACAAUCCGUGAUGUCGUCCUCAUUGGGCCACUCCAGGGCAACUUCCUCGCGAGCUUCGCGGUGGGAUGGCUCUGUACGACCGGCGCGGCGCUCGCUUCGUACCCGCUUGACACCGUCCGCAGGCGGAUGAUGAUGACUUCGGGGACAAAGGUGCACUAUAAGUCGACGGUAGACGCCUUCCGACAGAUCGUAGCCAAAGAGGGCGCUAAGGCCCUAUUCUCGGGGGCGGGCGCGAAUAUCCUGCGUGGGGUGGCGUCAGCGGGUGUGCUCGCGCUGUAUGAUCAGUUCCAAUUAAUUAUGUACGGCACUGUGUACAAGGCGGGGUCGGGCUAG